AUGCAAAAGAUCAUUGAUUUCAAACAAAAUGGCAAUACAUUAGUUAAAUUUAUUGAAAACACUUACGAAACACAAGAGCAAAUCAAUGAUAUUACACAUGAAGAGAAAUACAAUCCUCAACUUUUUGAUCUUGCUCAAGGUCUUGUCUUUCGAUGUCAUAUCAUUUAUUACAAACAGAUCUCUUCAAAUCAUCUUCUUUCUGAUAAAGAUAUACUGAUCUUCAAUUUCCAUCACGCUCUAUUUGAUUUUCCAUCAAUGAGAGUGUUUCAUCAUGAUCUUAAUCAAGCAUAUACAACAGGUCAACUACUGUAUGAUGACAAAACUAAUCUUCGCUAUCUCGAUUAUGCUGUUAUUGAACAACAAAUGUCAAUGACUGGUGCAAGUAUGUUUUGGCUUGAUGCUCUUCAUGAUUGUAAACUUGAUCAACCUUUGUCACUACCAUAUGAUCGACACCGUCUCUCAAAUGAACAUCGAAGUGGUCGUGGAACAACUAUUUCAUUUGAUUUUGGUCAAGAUCUUUCACAUGACUUUCUUACCCGUGCAUCAUCAAAUAAUAUAUCACUUGAGCAUCUUGCACUCGCUACUUAUUAUGUGUUUCUAUUUAAACUAACUAAUGGACAAACAGAUCUAUGUAUUGGAAUGACUGUCAACAAUAGAUAUAGUGAUGAAUUGAAAUCAAUCAUUGGAUUGUUUGAGAAUGUCAUUCCAUUACGAUGUCAAUUAGAUCCUCACUGGUGUUUUCAUCAACUACUCGAGCAUGUUCGAGAGAUAACAACAAAUAGUAUGAAAUAUUCAUAUUUUCCUCUUCAACGUAUUCUCAAUCAACAUCCACACAUUGCAAAACAUGCAUUUUUGGAUACAUCUCUGGAAUUUAUAUCAUCCAAGCAUAAUAAUACGGUGAUGAUUGGUGGUUCUCACCUUCUCUCAGGAUCGUGCUCAUUUAACGACAAUGAAGAGAAGAUGUUAAGUAUAUCCGACUUCUCUCUUUCAUUUCAUCAUGAUAUGAACAUGAAUCAACUGUCAUGCACAAUCAAUGCAUCACUUGAUUUGUUCACUCGAGUGACAGUAGAGAAGAGUUCACAACGAUUUCAUUUCAUCAUAAAUCAAUUAUCUGCAUCUAUGAUCGACAGUCAAAUAAACAAACCUACCUAUGAAUUAUCAUUAAUAUUGUCAAAUGAACGAUAUGUAAUGCAAUCAAUGAACAAUACACAAGUAUCAUUUUCAUCUCCUGUCACUUGUAUUCAUUACGGAUUUACUUAUCAAGUAAGGAAACACCCACAAAAACUAGCUGUUGAAUUGGAUGAACAAUCUUUGACAUAUUGUGAACUCUUGUAUUAUGUUCAAGUCUUAUCUUUAACUCUUCUUAAUGAAUAUCAUGUGUUUCCAGGUGAGGUUGUGUGUCAAUGUGUUGAGCGAAGUUUAUCAAUGAUUAUUGGUUUAUUAUCAAUUGAAAUAAUUGGUGGUGUUUAUUGUCCAUUAUCACCAGAAAAUCCCAAACAACGUCUCCAAAAUCUUGCAGAGCAAACACAAGCUCGUCUUAUACUUGUUCAUUCAUUAACAAAUCAGAUACUUAAAAAUAAUUUUAUUACAUAUGAUAUUGAUACAGCUAUAAACAUUAAUGAUAAAAUUACAAAUGAUGAUCUUUAUCAAUUAUCAAAUAUUUCAAUAACUCCAGAUAAUAUAUCAUAUAUUGUUUUUACAAGUGGCUCGACAGGAAUACCAAAAGCGGUCCAAAUACGACAUCGUAACUUAACUGCUUAUAUGCAAAGUCUUGUCAAAAUGACAGCAUUUAAAAAAAGUGACAAUGUAGUACAAAUUGCAAGUUGCUCUUUUGAUAAUCAUUUUCAAGAUAUUUUUGUAACGUUAAUGAUUGGUGCUGGUUUAGUUAUGUUACAUCCUCAUGGUAAUAAAGAUUUAACUUAUUUUAUUCAUCAAUUAAUGGACAAAGAUGUAACUGUUUUGGAAGCUGUACCAAGUUAUCUUGAUACAAUAUGUCAACAUCUCGAAAUACAAAAUGAAAAUGAAUGUUUAAAGAAAUUGCGAACAUUGAGUAGUGGAGGUGAUGUUUUAACAAAUCAAAUAAUGUCGCGUUUGAAAAAAUAUGCAUCUGCACCAUCAUCAUCGUCGUCGCUUGAUGGCUGUCGACUAUGGAAUACGUAUGGACAAGCCGAAGUAACAAUUACUACAACAUAUUUUCAAGUAGGAUUCGAUUUUGAUUGUGAUAAACAAGUGAUGUCAAUUGGAAAACCGCUUCCUAAUUAUCAAUGUGUAGUUAUGAAUGAAUAUUUUCAGUUUGUUGCUGUUAAUCAAGAAGGUGAACUGUUUGUUGGUGGUGCAUGUGUAUUUGCUGGAUAUUUUGGUCGUGAUGAUUUGACAGCAAAAAUAUUGGUGGAGAUUAAUAACGAAAUAUUCUAUCGAAGUGGUGAUCUUGUUCGAUAUGAUCAUCAGGGCUUUUUUUAUUUCAAAGGUAGAAAAGAUCAUCAAAUAAAACUACGAGGACAACGUAUUGAAUUGGCUGAAAUUGAGAAAUGUCUUAUGAAUACAUCUUCACUUGUAUCUGCUUGUACUGUUAUUAAAUGGAAUGAACAACAUUUAGUUGCUUAUGUACAAUGUAUUGAUGUUAAUGAAGAAUUAUUACUUCAUCAGUGUCGAUCUCAUCUUCCGUCAUACAUGGUACCAUCAAUAUUCAUUUUACUCGAACAAUUUCCGUUGAAUCAAAAUGGAAAAAUAGAUCGAAAACUUCUUCCGCCACCUCAGUUCUCAUCAAUACAUCUCAUAAACAGUGAAGGACUAUUACUACCUACAAAUGAUACUGAAGUUAGUAUUCAUCAUAUUUGGUGUGAGAUAUUCAAUCAGAAUCAAAUCUCAAUUGAUACAAAUAUAUUUAUUAUUGGUGGUCAUUCAUUACUUAUGAUGCAACUUUUUCAUCGAUAUAAAAUCGAAUUUCAAUUAGAACAAAAGCAAAGUAGCUUCUUAAUAUCUACUCUAUUUCAACAUCCAACAAUUAUCGAUCAUGCUCAACUCAUUCAACAAUCUAUCAAUACCAUCCACACUCUGCAUGAUUAUCCUUGGUCCUCAUUACAUCUCACUCAAGCUCCAGCAUCAUUUGCACAAGAACGUAUUUUCUUAGAUGAACAAAUUCGUUUUUCAUCUAAGAAAACGAUGAAUAAUAUGUAUGCUAUUCCAUUACUUUAUCGUAUAUCAUCUAUGAAUGAUCAUAUAUCAAUCACUCGAUUACAUCAUGCAUUUCAAAGUAUUAUUAGAAAACAUAAUAUUCUUCGAACAGCACUUUAUCUUGAUACAAAUAGCAAUAUUGUACAAUACUGUUUACAUACAGAUAUCAUACUCAACAAUGAUAUGAAAUCAUAUGGAUUAACAAUCGUUAAUCUCCAUAAUAAUGAUCGUCGUUAUAUGAAUGAAACUAUUGAAAAAAUAUUAAAGCAAGCUGAUUUAUUUGAUUUAUCAAAAGGACGUGUUAUUCGUUGUCAUAUUCUUCGUCAUUAUCAUCAAUCCGAAGACAGUAUCUUAUAUGAUAAUGAGAACCUGUUGACUGAAAAUGAUCAUAUAUUGAUUAGUAUUCAUCAUGCAAUGUUUGAUGGAGCAUCAACAUCAAUCUUUCUUCGUGAUCUUUCUCUUGCUUAUCAGUCUGAUGGCUCAUUAUCUAUGGAUGAUAACUCAUUGAAUUAUAUAGAUUAUUCUGUUUAUGAACAUAUCAUGGAUAUGUCAUCAUCUCAAGAAUUUUGGCGAUUAGAACUCAAAGGAUAUAAUCUGACGCACCAGUUGUCAUUGCCUGUAGACCGACAACGUUCAUCCAUUAAUCAACAACGAUCAGGCUUAGCAUCCACAGCUGAAAUUACGUUUGAUAAUGAAUUAUGCACAUCAUUUCUAAACUAUGCAUCAUCACAUCAUCUCACACUUUUUCAACUUGGAUUAUCCAUAUUUUAUGUUUUCAUAUUCAAACUAACUCAUGGUCAAACUGACUUAUGUAUAUCUUCUAUCAAUGCUAAUCGAUAUCGAAGUGAAUUAGUGAAUAUGAUAGGAAUGUUUGUGUCGACAUUACCAUAUCGUUUAGAAAUUGACUCUGAUUGGUCAUUUGAUGAAGUGGUUGAACAUGUACGAGAAAAAUGUUUAUCAAUUCUUGAACAUUCUCAUUAUCCAUUACAACAUAUUCUUGGUGAUAAUCGAUUAAACCAAUCAAAUGUAUCAUUUCUUGAAACAGUGUUUGAUUUUAUUACUCUUUCAAAAGAUAUGGGACACUUAUGUUUGAAUGAUGCAAAUUUAGAAGAAGUAUCAUUCAAACAAUCUGCUGGAUUAUCUAAAUUUGACUUCUCAUUAACAUUUGUAUACAAUCCAUUACCAGAUAACAAAAGAUUAUCAUGUAUUUUUGUUUGUUCACAUGAUUUAUUUGAAAAAUCAACUAUUUCACAAAUAGCUGAAAGAUUUCACUAUAUGUUUGACCAACUGUGCCAUACACAAUCAAGCAACGUUCCUGCGAUGAAUAUGAGUUCAUCGAUUAACAAAGUAUGUCUUAUUCUUCCUGAGGAAGCUGAAGAAAUAAAGUUAGUCAUGUUUCAUCGAUUGAAGGAUAUUGUGAAUGAAGCACCAGCAUCAUUUGCACAAGCUCGUAUAUGGCUUGAUGAAAGAAUUCGAUUCGAUCCAGACAAGCCACAAGUAGCAAUUUAUAAUAUGCCUUUUGUUUACCGUCUUCAACCAGAUCAUACUUUCUCGAUUAAACAACUUCAUCAUGCACUUCAUCUCACUGUUAACAAACAUCCCUCGCUUCAUACAUCACUUCAUUUUGAUAUCGAAAAGAAUCUACUUAUGCAACGAGUUAUUACUCAUGAAGAUAAAAAUAAUAAUGAUAGUUUGUUUUCAAUCAUCGAAACUACUUAUGAGACAGAUGAACAACUUAAUGAGAUUUUACAUAAUGAGAAACGUAAUCCUCAUCUUUUUGAUCUUGCUCAAGGUCUUGUGUUUCGAUGUCAUUUUGUUUAUUACAAACAAAUCUCUUCAAAUCAUCUUCUUUCUGAUAAAGAUAUACUGAUCUUCAAUUUCCAUCACGCUUUGUUUGAUUUUCCAUCAAUGAAAGUAUUUCAUCAUGAUCUCAAUCAAGC
Adineta steineri is the source of this 5114-nucleotide messenger RNA. The record is from the annotation of a GenBank genome assembly. NCBI's taxonomy places the organism in Eukaryota, Metazoa, Rotifera, Eurotatoria, Adinetida, Adinetidae.